GUAUAUGUCUCCGGAAGACUGAACUUCGCGCAAAUAAAAAUAAUACAGUUCUCCAAAAAAAUUUAGUUGAAUUUCGGAGAAUAAACAGUGUCAAGAUGCUAGCAUUACACCUAAAUAUUCUGCUAGUUCUGGGAGUGACUGUGCGUGCUCAGGUUUCAGUUUCUAUGCCAUGUGCUGUAUUACUUGGAGUAGAUACCUGUAGGCAAGGAUAUCGUUGUGAGGGAGGAGUCUGUCGGCCAAGGGGCACGUCAGCUAGAUGUUCUCAGGUAUUGCCAUGCCCUAAUCCUUUUACUCACACGUGCCGACGUGGACAGUGUGUACCAGUGCAACAGUCUGGCUGUUUGGAUUGUGAAUUCAACCCUAACAGCAUUUGUGAAUUUGACCGGUGCGUCACGAGACCUGGAGCACCAUGCGGUGGAUUAACCUUCCAACCCUGUUCAUCUGGUCAUGUCUGCAGAAGAGGGAUCUGUUCACCGCAGCAACAGAUUGGCUGUUUAGAUUGUGAAUUCAACCCAGGCAGCAUUUGUGAAUUUGACCGGUGCGUCACGAGACCCGGAGCAUCAUGCGGUGGAUUAAACUCCCAGCCCUGUUCAUCUGGUCAUGUCUGCAGAAGAGGGAUCUGUUCACCGCGACAACAGACUGGCUGUGUUGAUUGUGAAUUCAAUCCAGGCAGCAUUUGCGAAAUCAACCAGUGUGUGAGGAGACCUGGAGCAUCAUGCGGUGGAUUAAACUCCCAGCCCUGUUCAUCUGGUUAUGUCUGCAGAAGAGGGACCUGUUCCCGGCUGCAACAGUCUGGAUGUCUUGAUUGUGGAUUCACUCCAGGCAGUAUUUGUGAAUAUGACCAAUGUGUAAGGGGACCUGGCGCAACAUGCGGUCGGCUAUACUCCCAGCCUUGCUCAUCUGGACAUGUCUGCAGAGGAGGGGUCUGUUCGCCGCGUUUAAGAACAUGCAGAAGGAGUUCCGACUGUCGACCUGACGAACGGUGCCACAAUGGAUAUUGCGAGCCACGUCAGCAGCAACAACGAUGUGACAGACAUACUCCAUGUAAUAUUGGUUAUAGAUGUCAACAUGGGUAUUGCCAACCAGGUUCCUCUCAAACCACGUGUAAUGAGUGGAAACUUUGCCCUUUCGGCCAAACCUGCAGACGUGGAUAUUGUGAAAAUGUCGGUAGUGAUGUCUGUGAUCCCAAUCGUGGUACCUACUGCGGGAGAGGUUACAGCUGUGUGAACUACCGAUGUGUACCUAGUGAUGAACCGGAAUGCGGACCAAACAGACGAUGUCCGAUUGGACAAGACUGUCGUUUAGGAAAAUGCUCAGAGAGACUUCCUCCUCCCCCUCCUCCUCCUUAUCUCCCGCAUGGUCAUGAUCAUCAUAGCGGAUGUCGAAACGGUCGUCAAUGCCCGAGGGGACACGAGUGCAUUAGCCGGCAAUGUAUACAAGUGAUUGUGUGAAAACGGAAAUAGGAGUUCGGUGCUACAGGAGGAAAGGAGUUUGAGCAGAACAAAGCAGAAUGGAAUAGAAAUUCAAUUGUAGAAUACGUUUUUAUUAUAUAUGAUACCAAUAAAGUAGUAGGCACGUUUGA
This is a messenger RNA of Ostrea edulis (European flat oyster), 1582 nucleotides long. RefSeq names its product latent-transforming growth factor beta-binding protein 2-like. Bases 96 to 1451 code for a protein of 451 amino acids. NCBI's taxonomy places the organism in Eukaryota, Metazoa, Mollusca, Bivalvia, Ostreida, Ostreidae. The transcript is spliced from 30 exons. The record is from RefSeq and is a predicted model, not a curated record.